Molecule: messenger RNA, 681 nt
Organism: Striga asiatica
Lineage: Eukaryota; Viridiplantae; Streptophyta; Magnoliopsida; Lamiales; Orobanchaceae
Source: the annotation of a GenBank genome assembly
AUGGCUCACAAUUUUAGUGUGGAAGUUGAGAAACUCAGAAGUGCUAAUGUCUACAAUCCCAGGCUUCCCACACAGCCAAUUCCAAAUAUCGCCACGUCCACAAAGUGUACGACAACAAAGAGCCAAGCAUCCAGACAUCAAUACCUGAAUUUAAAUUGGAGUCUUGAUGAGCUGCAAUCUUGUGGACAGAAAAAGGUGCGGCCGUGUUGGGAUAUGAUGGAAUGCAAACAACUGAAGCGCUUAAACUACAGAUGGAGGAACAAAUGUGCAGCUGGGCAUUCAGUGUCGGCAAAGGAGACAGUUGAGGUGAUGACAUGUGAAAUUAACGAGGCUAUUUCUUGUGAAAUUUCUGAACCAGUGGGCGAAGCGAAGCCAGAAGAUAACUCACCGAUAAGAGAGGUGGCCCUCACGGUAUCGACCAUGGAUGGUCCCUCUCUCAUUCUCUUUGAAAUACCAGAAUUGGUAGGUAUCUUCAGGCUUUUAUUAUUUGCAUUUUACGCUGACAUGGGUAGCUCGAGAGAUAUUGCAAUAGGGCCCGUGGCAGUCGUUUCACUUCUUCUAAGAGCUAUGUUGCAAAAUGAGAUUGAACCGGUCAAGAAUGCACAUUAUUACCGUUGGUUGGCUUUCACGACAGCUCUUUUUGCUGGCAUAACACAAGCGACCCUCAGCAUUCUCCAGUAA